GCCGGGGUGGUGGCGGAGCGCGCAUGCGUGGCCCCGGGGCGCGGGGCACGCGCUCGGGCCGUGCGCGCUCGCGGCCGGGUGGUGAGUGGUGGCAGGAGAAAGGGGUCGGCGCACGCGCGGUGCAGUCCUCGAGUUGUUGGGUUCUCGCGGGCAUCUUGUUUUGGUCUCGCGGGCGAGUGGGGCGCGCUUCCCGGGGCGCGGAGCAGGCGCGAGACCCAGCGAGAAAGAGCAGGGCUGCGCGCGCACUCGGGGAGCGGGGGAAGGAAGGGACCAGGGUCUAGGAAAGGGGUGGAGGGUUAAGUCCCCCCUCGAUCCUCCUCUCCUUCGUUACCCUCGUCUGGGACGGAAUAAGGGGAGGAAAUGAUCGAGAUGGCGGCGGAAAAGGAGCCGUUUUUGGUGCCGGCCCCUCCUCCGCCGCUCAAAGAGGAGUCGGGCGGAGGAGGGGUCGGCCCCACGGUGCCCCCACACCGAGAGGCGGCCUCUGCCGGGGAGCCCCGCGGCGGCCCGGAGCGCGAACCGGGCCAGCGCGCACACCCCGCAGGCGACGGGGCGAGCCCCGGGGCGCCUGCCACCCCCCAGGCGCAGUCGCACGGGGAGGCCCGCGUGUCGGAUCCCCACGGGCGAGCCGCUCCCCUGGACGUGGGGGAGGAGCGCCGGGGAGGGGGCGGGACAGACCUGGGGCCCCCUGCCCCUCCCCGGCCUCGCAAUGGCUACCAGCCCCACCGGCCCCCUGGGGGAGGCGGGGGCAAGAGGAGGAACAGCUGUAAUGUCGGGGGAGGCGGCGGGGGCUUCAAACAUCCGGCCUUCAAGAGGCGCCGGCGGGUCAACUCGGACUGUGACUCCGUGCUCCCCUCCAACUUCCUCCUCGGGGGCAAUAUCUUUGAUCCGCUGAACCUGAAUAGCCUUCUGGACGAGGAAGUGAGUCGUGCCCUCAAUGCGGAGACCCCCAAAUCCUCCCCGCUUCCAGCCAAGAGCCGAGAUCCCGUGGAGAUCCUGAUCCCCAAAGAUAUCACUGACCCGCUCAGUCUCAACACUUGCACUGAUGAGGCGCAGGUCGUUCUUGCCUCACCUCUCAAGACUGGGCGCAAGCGUCACAGGCACCGGGGGCAGCACCACCAGCAGCAGCAGCAGGCGGCGGCAGCUGGAGGGAAUGACAGCCACCCUGCGCUGCCCGCUGCCCCCCUUACCCCAUCCCUCCACGCCGAGGGCGCCCCACAGCAGCAGCAGCAGCAGCGGCACCGGGGCCAGAGCCGGGACGCUCCCCAGCCCUAUGAACUCAACACAGCCAUCAACUGCAGGGAUGAGGUCGUGUCUCCCUUGCCUGCCGCCCUGCAGGGACCCUCGGGCUCACUUUCAGCCCCUUCUGCUGCCUCUGUAACCUCUGCACCCUCCUCUUCCUCCUCCUCCCGACACCGCAAGCGUCGCAGGACUUCCAGCAAGUCGGAGGUCGGGGCUAGGGGUGGAGGCCAGGGUCCUAAGGAAAAGGGCCGAGGGAGUUGGGGAGGCCGCCACCACCCACUACCUGCGGUUGGCUUCAAAAAACAGCAACGCAAGUUCCAGUAUGGGAAUUACUGCGAGUACUAUGGGUACCGCAACCCCUCCUGUGAGGACGGGCGCCUGCGGGUAAUGAAGGCCGAGUGGUUCCGGGGCCGGGACGUUCUGGAUUUGGGCUGCAAUGUGGGCCACCUAACCCUGAGUAUCGCCUGCAAGUGGAGCCCCUCCCGCAUGGUGGGCCUGGACAUCGACCCGCAGCUCAUCCACUCAGCCCGCCAGAACAUCCGACACUACCUGUCAGAGGAGCUGCGGCUCCCGACCCAGACUUCUGAAGGAGACCCCGGGGCCGAGGGAAAGGAAGGGACCCCCCCCACCGUCCGCAAGAGGAGCUACUUCCCAGCCUCGCUUACAGCCAGCAGGGGCCCCAUUGCUGCACCCCAAGUGCCCUUGGAUGGAACAGAUUCAUCCUUUCCCAACAAUGUUGUCUUCGUCACGGGUAACUAUGUGCUGGACCGAGACGAGCUGGUGGAGGCCCAGAAAGCCGAGUAUGACGUGGUGCUCUGCCUCAGCCUCACUAAGUGGGUGCACCUCAACUGGGGAGAUGAGGGGCUGAAGCGCAUGUUCCGGAGGAUCUAUCGGCAUCUGCGCCCAGGGGGCAUCCUGGUCCUGGAGCCCCAGCCCUGGUCUUCCUACAAUAAGAGGAAGACUCUGACGGAAACGACCUACAAGAACUACUAUCGAAUCCAGCUGAAGCCAGAGCAGUUCAGUUCCUACCUGACGUCCCCAGAGGUGGGCUUCUCCAGCUACGAGCUGGUGGCCACCCCCUACCACACCUCCAAAGGCUUCCAGCGUCCUGUGUAUCUGUUCCACAAGGCCCAGGCCCCCAGCCACUAAGUGGCCCUGCACUGACCAACCGAUCGUCCGUCCAUGUGAAGAGGCCGCUCUCCAGGACCUGGGGGAAGAGGAGAAGGGCCCAAGGUCUUUCCUUUCUGACUCCAAAUGCCAUUUCCUUUCUGGGAUCUGCGAAGAAAGCGUUUACUACGCGGCUGUGCUAGCCGCCUCCCCUUGCCCCUGGCACUUGGAGCCGCAAGUCCAGCUGUGCCAGGGUUGCUGUCCUCUUCCUCUCUCCAGCCUGCUGGCCUGGAUGGCUUGGACUGUUGGCUGACUGCUGUUCUAGGGUAUGGGAGGUAGGAGGUGUCCGCGUGCUCAAGCUCUUUCCUCCUGUUCUUGCGAGGAGAUGCCUGUCCCCCCUCAGCCCUUGUGUCCAGCUGCGUUUCAGUGGACCAGGGUGGGCAGACUCGGGGCUGUCGGGGGAGCCUGCAGGGAGGCACCCAGGUACUGUGAAAGUCCUCCCCUCUGCUGUCCCCCAGUGGGAAGAGUGGGCUGGACUUUGAAUGUGAGAACAGCACAAUAAACUUGAUGUCUAGGGCAGUGGGCCCCAUA
Ochotona curzoniae (black-lipped pika) is the source of this 2937-nucleotide messenger RNA. RefSeq names its product methylphosphate capping enzyme (gene MEPCE). Gene Ontology annotation, molecular function: RNA methyltransferase activity; O-methyltransferase activity; snRNA binding. Gene Ontology annotation, biological process: snRNA modification. The transcript is spliced from 4 exons. NCBI's taxonomy places the organism in Eukaryota, Metazoa, Chordata, Mammalia, Lagomorpha, Ochotonidae. Bases 361 to 2388 code for a protein of 675 amino acids. The record is from RefSeq and is a predicted model, not a curated record.